Molecule: messenger RNA, 465 nt
Organism: Salvia miltiorrhiza (redroot sage)
Lineage: Eukaryota; Viridiplantae; Streptophyta; Magnoliopsida; Lamiales; Lamiaceae
Exons: 2
Coding region: 1-465 (154 amino acids)
Source: RefSeq, a predicted model, not a curated record
AUGUUCUCCCAACCGGAGCCGGAACGUGUUAUUUACCAUCUGUCUUACGUCUACCGUGAUUGUGAGGCUGCCCAUUUACGUCUUAUGCAAGACUACUUCAACGACAAUCCGACGUACGGGCCUACAUUUUUCCGACGGCGUUUUCGAAUACAUAAGGAGUUGUUUUUGCGCAUCGUCGAUGCUGUGCAAGGUGAAGAUGGUUACUUUCGGAUGAGCCAUGAUGUUGUGGGCCGGGACUCUCUCACGCCUUUGCAGAAAUGCACGGCGGCUAUCCGCCAAUUAGCCACCGACGUCAAUGUGGAUACUUUCGACGAGUAUCUCAAGAUCGCCGACACGGCGGGGCGUAUAUGCCUAAAGAAAUUUUGCAAAGCUGUCAUCUGGGCAUACGGUGCCGAGCGUGGAAGAAUUGCCCAAAUGUGUGGCAUGGCGCAUACACACGCGGUGAUCAAGGGGAGCCUACCUUGA